Molecule: messenger RNA, 3146 nt
Organism: Helicoverpa armigera (cotton bollworm)
Lineage: Eukaryota; Metazoa; Arthropoda; Insecta; Lepidoptera; Noctuidae
Gene: pall
Product: F-box only protein 28
Exons: 9
Coding region: 203-1447 (414 amino acids)
Biological process (GO): protein polyubiquitination
Molecular function (GO): protein binding
Source: RefSeq, a predicted model, not a curated record
UUUUCUCCGUCACUCGUAUAUAAAAUACACACGUGCGAAAGCGAUAGACGCGCUGCAUCAUGACGGAAUCCAAAGAAACGUCGCGAAUUAUAACCACUUUGUUUUAAUUUAAAUGUGUAAACAUUGCAAUUAUACUAGUUUUCACGUGUGGCUGCGAUAAAUAAUAUUGUGCUAUUGAAUUUGAUGUUUGUGGAAAGUUACAAUGGAUCUACUGGGGCUUCCCGUUGUUAUGAUUGAAAACAUUUUCUCAUAUUUAUCCUACGAUGAAAUCGCAAAGAAUAGAUUGGUUUCCCGAGCAUUCAAUGAGAUAUGCAUGAGGAUGUUGAACCGAGGCUUCAUGAUGAUAGAGAGGAGACAUGCCAUGGCUCUCAAGAGCGUCAAGGCGCAGCUGCCUCGCAGAGAGUCAGAACGCAGAUAUCACCAUCUUUCCCGCCACUGUGACAUUUUGACAUCUAUUGAAACACGCAUCUCUAUGCUCAACAUGACAUACUCUAAGUUCAUAGACAACGGACUCUGCUGCUUCAUACCUGGGAAGGUUAUAGACGAGAUCCGACGCGUGCUCGCGCUAGUAGAGACGUCGAGCACGCCGCCUCGCGCGCACGAGGUGCUGCAGGAGCUGCGCGAUAUAUCCAGCAUGGCUAUAGAACACUUUGACGAUAAGAUUUCACCGGCUUUCCGGAAGAGAUUGCAGCAAGGAGUUGUGCAGCCUACUCCUAGGCCCUCGCAUACGGUACUAGCGCCCCUAGCGGUCCGUCAAGAGAUGAUCCACCUGCGGCGCCGCUCGAUCCUGAACGCGAAGCUCUCGCUGUACCUCGCGGCGCAAUACAAGAAGUUCUACAAACGGAUGAUGGAUUACAAGAAAGUGGCGUGGCGACAACAAAAAACUAUCAGAGAGCUCACCAAGAAACAGAGGGAUCAAGAUGCUGCCAUUGCUGAUUUGAAGAAGCGUAUCGAAGAAUGCGACAUAAAGUACAGCGAGCUCACUCACACUAACCAGGCUGUUGGAGGGAAAGCUAUUGUUGCGAGCACAGCGGGCGAGGUAGCCGCUACAUCGACACAGCCGCUGCGUCAUUUCUCCAGUCAAAUCAAGCUGGACCUGUCUGUGCUGCCCAUUGGGACAUCCAAGAGGAAUAAUAAAUUACUGCCAAACAUGAAGCCACGUAAACCACUGAUCAAGCUACCCAGCCUCUCCGAAGACGAUUCAGAACCGCCGCCCAAACUUCAAAAAACUGAAGACAGCCGUCUCAGCCCAGCGCCAUCGACUUCCGUCGACAAUAGAAGUCCAAAAACGAAGUCGCUGUCCGCUAUCGCCAAAAUAAGGGGCAUUACUAACGAAAUUAGACAUUUAAGUAAUUUAUCGAAAACUUUGGAGAGUAAAUUAAAACGUCCUUUGACUCUAAGCGGUGACGUUAAUGUACCUGAUUGCAAAAAGCAGAAAUUAGAUUAAAGUCUUAAAAAAUCGUUCAAUUUUGAACUUUAUGACUUUGGAAUUAGGACGUAAAUUGUAUUGGUAUGAUAUAUGUCGUUAUGACGUUUCGAAAUGUAAGGCUUUUGGACGAAAUUGAAAUAGGUAUGGUGUAAAAAAGUAUGUAAUGCGUUUCGGUUGGACAGACAUACAAAUUUUGCAUUUUAAUAUAUAAAAUGUGUUGUAAAAUUGCCUGUAGGACUAAAAAGUCUAGUUUUCUUUUAAUGUUCUUCCUACGAUCAUAAAAGCAAGAUUUCGUUUGUUUGAUUAUUUUACACUUUAUUUAAAGAUCAAAUGAUUUAUUGUCAGUUUCACCAGUUACUGAUGAAGUCUCUGAUAGCCUAUCAGACAGAUAAACUAUAACUUUCGGUUUCAUGGGUCAGCAGCCUUUAUCUGGCUGAUAGCAUUAACUAUCAGAUAACAAACUGACACUUAUCAGUAACCAGUGAAAAUGGCUAUAGUGAUGUAACUAACAUUAUUAGUGCAUAAUUUGAAAGUAAAUGAUGACGCUAAAAAUGUAAGUACAACUUUAUAUUACAAAUAUUUGUAAUCAUUUAGUUUAUGUAUCUGUAGAUAUUUUUAUCUAAAUUUCGUGUAAUUUUAAUUUUUAACUUUGGUGUAGUUUGGCGGUUAAGAACAUCGUACUCUGCGCAAAGACGCACUUUUGGCUAGAUAUUCAAUAUCUUGAAAAAUCUGAGUGGUAUAUAAAGAUUCUAAUUAGUACCCAACAUAUUGAGCUACUAUCUGUCAAAUUUCUUUAGUAGAUUUUCAACUUUAUCUCUUCAGCAUAAGGUUCAUUUUUGAUUGAGAAAAUAGUAGCUUGAUGUGCUGGUACGUCUGUACACAUGGUUAUUUUAUAUUUCUGUCAUUCAAAAUUCAAAGGCAAGAAAACGUUGUAUCCUGCCCAAAAACUGAUAAUUUCUAUUAAUUUGGCUUUCACGUAAAAAUGACGUCACAUUGAAGUAUCAAUUGUCAAAAUGACAGCUAGUACCUUUUCAUAAACUCCGCAAUAAAGAGCAAUAAUUAGUUUAUUCAAAGUAAAACUUAUAAAUUUCAUGCUGUAGAUAUUUGGUUUAAAAUUUUAUCUUAGUAUAGUAUUUGUCAAAGUAUAGUUAUUUUAUCAUUUUAUUCUGUCAGAUUACAACCCAUCUUUAAAUUAUAGUGUAUGGUUUGUAGUCUAAAUUAAUUAUAAUUGGAAUAUGUUAAUAAGCUAGACAUUUGAUUGAAAAUUUGUCAAUCAAAGAAUACAUUUUGAAUAUUGUGUAUAACUGAAAAAAGUUGACUAUAUGGCAAAUUAUAGAUAGGCUACGCAUUGAACUUAAAUUAGCUGCUUAUUUUGUACCUAUCUGUAUAAAGAAAAUUUACCAUUUUGAAAAAAAUGUUUUGGUAAAAAUCAUCUAGAAUAUAGAGCUACUCCCAUCUCUAAAAUGUUCUCCAAUUAAUCAAUAUUAAAUAAAUGUAAUUGGAGUAACACUGCCAGGUAUAAUUGCAUUUGAAGCCAUACAGUGCCUUUUAUAAAAAAAUAUUUCAAAUACAUAUUGGUACAUACAUAUUACAUUACCUAAAGUUACUGUUUAAGUCAUUAUUUUUUUUAUAACUGGAAAUUAUUUGAGGUAAUAUAUCCUAAAAAAAUUAGCUGUGUAUUUAUUUCUAACUUUAGUUGAGUAUUCAAUGCGUAGCA